Messenger RNA from Arabidopsis arenosa, 3051 nucleotides. Lineage: Eukaryota; Viridiplantae; Streptophyta; Magnoliopsida; Brassicales; Brassicaceae. The record is from the annotation of a GenBank genome assembly.
CAACCCAAAUCUCACUUUUACAGAGAGAUGGGUCGUCAUGAUACAUACCAAAAGCUCAUUUUCUUUUGCCUAUCUAUAUUGUUACUUCACAACAUAUUAAAGAAUGUGGAGGGCUUGGCAUGUAACUGGGGGACACAAGCGAGCCAUCCACUACCACCAAACAUAGUGGUGAAACUCCUUAGAGACAAUGGGUUCAACAAAGUUAAGCUAUUUGAAGCUGACCCUGGUGCACUCAGAGCUCUUGGUAAAUCGGGUAUUCAGGUCAUGGUCGGUAUCCCCAACGAUCUCUUGGCAACUAUGGCUUCCACUGUUACCAACGCAGAGCUCUGGGUACAGCAAAACGUCUCUCAGUACAUCUCUAGAUAUGGAACCGACAUAAGAUAUGUAGCUGUGGGGAAUGAGCCCUUCUUGAAGACUUACAAAGACAGAUUCGUCCGUUCAACAUAUCCGGCGCUGCAAAACGUUCAAGCAGCUCUGGUGAAAGCUGGUCUUGGCCGGCAAGUCAAAGUGACGGUUCCUCUUAAUGCCGACGUCUACGAAUCCGGCGACGGUCUUCCUUCUUCCGGCGAUUUCCGUUCAGACAUCAAAACCUUAAUGGUCUCCAUUGUUCGAUUUCUAGCCGAUUCCGUCUCACCCAUUACCUUCAACAUCUACCCUUUCCUCUCUCUUAACGCCGAUCCAAAUUUUCCGCGCGAAUACGCUUUUUUCCCAAACGGAGGCGGCGGCGGAGCUAAGCCCGUCGUCGACGGAUCAAUCUCUUACACGAACGUUUUCGACGCAAAUUUCGACACUUUAGUCUCGGCGCUUGAGAAAAACGGAUUUGAUCCGAACAAAAUUGAAAUCAUCGUCGGAGAAGUCGGAUGGCCAACCGACGGCGAUCAAAACGCAAAUCCGGCAAUGGCUCAGAGAUUCAAUCAAGGAUUAUUGAAUCGUAUCCUUCAAGGACAAGGAACGCCUCGUCGGAGAACGGCGCCGGAAGUUUACUUAUUCUCAUUAGUAGACGAAGAUGCCAAGAGCAUUGAUCCCGGAAAAUUCGAACGACAUUGGGGAAUAUUCUCUUAUGACGGCGCCGUUAAGUAUCCUCUAAGUCUCGGUAACGGCCGUCCGUUGGUUCCGGCUAAAGGUGUUCGUUACUUGGCACGUGAGUGGUGCGUGCUCUCCACUCAAGGUGCGGGGAGCGGCGCGUGGCAGGCGUCUGCUACGUACGCGUGUCAAAACGCCGACUGUACCUCGCUCGGGCCGGGUUCCUCUUGCGCUGCCUUAGACCCGACCGCGAACGCUUCUUAUGCGUUCAACAUGUAUUUUCAAAAAAUGGAUCAUCGUAGUGGCUCAUGCGAUUUUAACAAUCUUGGGGUUCUUACUAAGAUUGAUCCGUCGAGUGGCUCGUGUAGGUUUCCUAUCGAAAUCGACACGAGCAGGCAGCAGAUGUUGAAGCCGCCACCAAGGAAUUCCGGUGCAUCCGAAGCAAAAUGAAAUUUGCCAUUUGCUUACCAAAAUGAAUUGCAAAGGCAUUGUAGCUCCACAAAGUACACUUCACUUUGUGUCCAAAACUUACGAGAGUUUCGACAUGGAUCUCUUGACGGUCUCGACUUUGUGUCUUUUCUUGUUAACAAGACUAUCUUUGACUCCAAUCUGCUAAUUCCUCCUCUCUCCUCUUCGAUGGGUUCCUCCGAACUAGUUUCUCUGGAAGAUUCCACUUAUACUUUGCCUUCACCUUCGGUCUCAGAUUCUUGUGAACGGCUCAUGAAAAUGUCCACAAGACGACUUAAGCAAGCCAUGGAAGCUCUCAAUGGCUCAUCGAGAAAACGUCACACCAAACACGACGUCCAAACAUGGCUCUCCGCCGCCAUAACUUUCCAACAAGCUUGCAAAGAUUCCAUCCUUGACUACCGUGAAACCUCCCCCUCCGCUGCCAUCAGCCACAUAACACAGAAGAUGGAUCACCUCUCCCGGCUCGUCAGCAACUCCUUGGCCCUUGUCGACACAAUCAUGCAGAAUCCAAAGCCAAAGACAAAGUCAACCGGUCUUCCCCGAUGGGUCACUGCCGGAGAAAGGAGACUUCUAGCAGGUAGAGCAAGAGCACACGUGGUAGUCGCCAAAGACGGAUCCGGAGAUUACCGGACCGUGAUGGAGGCUGUCACGGCUGCCCACGCAAACGGCAGGUUCAUAAUUUACGUGAAAAGAGGGGUUUACAAAGAGAAAGUAAGAAUCCAUAACCAUGAGAUUACUUUGAUCGGAGAAGGCAAAGACCAGACGGUGAUUGUUGGCGAUGAUAGUGCCACCGGAGGAACUUCUGUCCCGGACACCGCUACAAUGACGGUUACGGGUGACGGAUUCAUCGCACGAGAUAUCGGAAUCAAAAACACUGCAGGGCCUGGAGGACAUCAAGCCAUAGCAUUAAGUAUCACAUCAGACCAAUCAGUGUUAUACCGAUGUAGCAUCUCCGGUUAUCAAGACACACUUUACGCAGCUGCAUUGCGUCAGUUCUAUAGAGAAUGUGAUAUAUAUGGAACCAUAGAUUUCAUAUUUGGAAACGCAGCUGCGGUUUUUCAAAGCUGCAACAUAUUCUUGCGUCGCCCUCAUGGUGUCAAGGCCUAUAAUGUUAUUCUCGCUAACGGGAGGACGGACCAACGUCAAAAUACCGGAUUUGCACUUCAUAGUUGUAGGAUCCGAACCGAUUCAGAUCUUUCGCCGGUGAAACAUAAGUAUAGCUCAUACUUAGGACGGCCGUGGAGAAAGUAUUCGAGGUCUAUAGUGAUGGAAUCGUAUAUUGACGACGCGAUCGCAGAGGAAGGAUGGGCCGGGUGGUUAGACUCCGGAGACGAAGUACUAAAGACAUUGUACUUUGGAGAGUUUAAGAAUUAUGGUCCUAAAGCUAGAGUUUCCAAGAGAGUGACGUGGGAGGGGUUUCACUUGAUUGGGUUUGAAGAUGCAAGUUAUUUUAGCGUUGGUAAAUUUCUUGAUGGAGUUUCUUGGUUGCCCUCUACGGGAGUUAGUUUCACUUCUGGGAUUUAGUGAAAAAAGUAAAGUAAAGAAAAGGAGAAGACGUCA